AUCCCCGUCGCUCGCGUAUGCUGCUUGUAUUCUUGCUACGGGUGCUGCUGCUCGUGCGUCCGCUUGCGAAACAACAAUGUCAAAACUACUCCCAUUUGGCCCUGGGUUGCCUCCACUUCUCUACUAGUACUAGUGCGAUCCGAGCAUUACUUAGUGACUAACUCAUCCGUUGCUUUGUGGUCACAGCCCUACGUCAGUUCGUGGAGUGAAGGUCUCUGAGUCUGAUUAGUUAGAACUGUGGCAGUAUGUGUGUUGUCACUGCACUACGAUGGCAAUCGCACGCAGCAGCAGCUGAGGCUGCCCUGGCUACCCUAGCCUAGCCUAGACUGUGUGGGUUGUUGUUUUCCUCCGUCGAUAGUCGUUAGGAUGCUGCACACGCUAGUAUACCAGUAACUAGUUUCUCGUCGGAUUCUUCGCAGUGAGUCUACUGCAAGAAAGUCGGGAACAUCAGCAGCUAUGGAGGAUUGAUUUAUGUCCCUAGUUGAAUGGAGACCAGUGUAGUGCGGACUUAAUUUUGUUUGCUCUGCUGGCUGAACGACGAAGAGAUCAUGAUGUUUUGUUCAACACUAGUACGUCCAAGGGUACAUCAUGUACUCUUGGUGCGACCUACAGUGACGAUACGUUCUUCUUGCAGCUCGCUGUCUUCUCCAGCCAGUCUAGACCCUAUGUUUGGAUUGCUUGACCAGGAUGUCACUAGGUCAGCAUCCCUCUGCCCGAUGAACUGCGAGGAUGUAUGCAAGGGCCGCAUGGAGGUCAGACCGCCGAAACCAGCAGACACUGCGGUAGAGCAGGUGAAGAAGAAGUGUCCCUUUGCUAGCGCUAUCCUAUCUGUGGCGAACACAACGACCAAUGCUCGCAGAGUAGCUGAUGCAGUGAAGUCGGCUGCCGACAAGUUCUUGCCCCUCCAGCUUGGAUGUCCUUUCCUUCUGUCACAAGACGAUUCUGGUGGUAUUCAGUUGGUGCAUGUAAGUCUAACGAAAUCUGCGGCAGCAGCUCAGGAAGCUCAGCAAAAACAGCAGCAUGAGGAAUUCUAUAAAUCAUCAGGUCCCGAGGCUCUGUCAUUUGACUAUCGGCACUUCUUUGAGGCGCAAGUGCAGGAAAAGAAGCAGAAGAAUGUGUAUCGCGAGUUCAAGACGAUCAACCGCCUGGCAUCUGCACACCCGGCAGCCAUGAGUUUCUGUAGCGACGUAGCCCGGUCAGCUGUGGAUGAUGUGCUGCUUAGCUUCAGCGCUGGUGUUGAGUCUGCCUAUGGGGCUGAAGGCCGCGACCUGCCUAGCGAUGUUGCUGAUCUCCUCAUCGAUAUAGUCAACCAUACAAACGUUGCGCAGAAGAGCAAAGUUGUCUGGUGCAGCAAUGACUAUCUGGGCAUGAGUCGACAUCCUUUGGUCAAGGAAGUAGCACAGCGUGUAAUCGACUGUCAUGGAGUUGGUGCGGGUGGAACCAGGAACAUCUCUGGAAAUGGUCGUUACCACAACUUGCUUGAGCGGGAGCUGGCAGCGCUGCACUCUAAAGAGCAAGCCUUGCUCUUCACAUCAUGCUUUGUCGCCAACGAGAGUUCUCUGAGCACCAUUGGGCGAUGGCUACCGGACUGUAUCUUCUACAGUGAUAUUGGCAACCAUGCGUCGAUGAUACAUGGCAUUUGCAAUAGCCGCUGUCCGAAACGCGUCUUUCGCCACAAUGAUCUCGAUCACCUCGAGCAGUUGCUGGAAGCAGACUGUCAAGAAGAGCUAAGACGUGGCAUAGCUCCUCGGCCGAAGAUUGUGGCAUUUGAGUCAGUGUACUCGAUGACAGGUGAUGUGUGUCCGAUUGGUGAUAUCUGCGAUCUUGCGCAUCGCUACGGUGCAUUGACCUUUAUCGACGAAGUCCAUGCUGUCGGCCUCUACGGCAAAACCGGAGCAGGCAUAGCAGAACGUGACAACUUUGUUGACAAGGUCGACAUCAUAUCGGGCACACUGGGAAAGGCAUUUGGUGUAGUUGGUGGCUACAUCGCCGGCCCACAAUCACUUGUCGAUGCAGUCCGCAAUGAAGCGCCUGGCUUCAUCUUCACCACCUCGCUGCCUCCAUCGUCCGUGGCUGCCGCUCUGGUAUCCGUGCGUCUCCUUCGCGGUGCAGAAGGCCGGGACUUGCGUGCUCGCCAGCAGGCUAGCGUGCAGAUUGUGCGCAAUCGUCUUCUGGCAGCCGGCUUCCCUGUCAUCGACUGUCCCAGUCACAUUGUGCCUGUUCAUGUUGGUGACGCAGGCCUGUGUACCAAGGUUUCCAGUGAUUUGCUGGAAGAACACGGCAUCUACAUCCAAGCCAUCAAUCCUCCCACGGUGCCUGUUGGCCAGGAACUGCUACGACUGACGCCAGGUCCGCACCACACCGAGGAGAUGAUCGACGAAUUGAUUGCCAGCUUGCUACAAGUUUGGCGCAAACACAGGCUGCCCUUGAACAGUUCUACCCGUGUCACGCCCAUGAUGAAGACAGCGAAUGACAUUGAGCCAAUCAGCAUCAAUGCUGCAGAGCCGCUAUAUGCCGCCGCAUAGCUUCGCUCUCGAGUGAAUCUGCCAAUCGUCUUGUCCAACUGUCAUGUCUCAAACAACCUGCUACUCCCUAGUUUCACCGGCGAUUCCCAUAACUACUCUCAUAACAUCAUACCAGUAGAUGUACGAGUAAGGUAAUGUAGCUCACAUUUUACUCUGUACCUGUAGUUUCUUAUAUAUUUCUAUUUCCUUACUCGUCAUUUAGUGCUAGUGACUCUCUCGUAGUCCUGGUGUCCUAAACGAUACCCGUAGAUUGAUGUAUUUUCGUCUCUAUCUUUGGUCACUAACAUUGUUGCAUGCAUGUGCCGGGUUACUCUAGCAUCCUCUUGCAACACACUAGACAGUAGUUUAAGUUAUAGUCUUGCAUGCUAUGCCUCCUCAUCUUCAGUAGUACCAAUAUACUAAUUUAUGACAUCAUGGCCUUCUACUUCAACAUUACUGAGUCUUCGUCUCACCCGUUUCUUCUUGUUAGUUUUAGAAGUUUUAGAAUGUAUCUCACCGACGAACUUUUAACCAGUCUAAUCUGUGUAGGUUGGUCUUCAUAUGUGCAGAUUCAUUGUUGCUUUCCUAUCCCGAUUUAAGCCAUGGCUGUUUUUUCUGUGUUUUAUUUUUAAAUAUGACAUCAUACAAGUAAUAGUUGCAUAGAUCAGGGACAAACUUCUUUUUAAAUAAAUUAUCUUUUCAAGCUGUUGUGCUUUCUAUUUCUGAAAGGCAGCACUUUUUAAUACGUUGCUCUGUGGCAAUUACUGUACUGAUAAAUCUCUGCUGAUUAUCCGCUGAGCUCGGGAUAAUAAAGUCACCAACAAAUCGA
Molecule: messenger RNA, 3333 nt
Organism: Sycon ciliatum
Lineage: Eukaryota; Metazoa; Porifera; Calcarea; Leucosolenida; Sycettidae
Product: 5-aminolevulinate synthase-like
Exons: 9
Coding region: 549-2525 (658 amino acids)
Biological process (GO): heme biosynthetic process
Cellular component (GO): mitochondrial matrix; mitochondrion
Molecular function (GO): pyridoxal phosphate binding; 5-aminolevulinate synthase activity
Source: RefSeq, a predicted model, not a curated record